Entrophospora candida is the source of this 4374-nucleotide messenger RNA. The record is from the annotation of a GenBank genome assembly. NCBI's taxonomy places the organism in Eukaryota, Fungi, Glomeromycota, Glomeromycetes, Entrophosporales, Entrophosporaceae.
AUGUGUAUGUUAACAAGUAAACCUCAUAGCGUUAAUUCAUGGGAUUUUUUGAAAGAGGAUGAUUAUUUUUAUGAAAUAACGUUAGAUGCAUUGAUUCCUUUAAUGUAUUGCGUUAGCUCGGUUUCUUUCCUGAUAAUAAUUUACAUCAAAAACAUCAAUAAAAACAAUCAAGUUUAUCAACCUUUAUUAAAUAAUCAACGACAGGAUUCAGCUUAUGGUUCUUUCCAAAGAGGACCUGAAACUCUUGGCGAGAAUUUAGGAGGCCAAGGUCAAGAAGAAGAUGAUAUUGUUGAAAAUGUAGAAGAGGACGAAUACGAUCAUAAUUCAGAUGCAACAUUAGUAUCGUCAGAUGAGCUUAUUGGUCCAACUAAAAAAACAAAAAAAUUUGAUAUUGUUAGAUUGCUUCUUAGUUCAAUAAUGUUGACAAUAUUUUGUUUAAUGUCGUUUGUCAGAUGGUUAAAUCGUGAUAAAGAACAAAAUGGAAUUUACCUCAUCAUGACUCCUUUAAUCGAAAUACUAAUUUGGGGUCGUUACUUAUCACCGGAAUUAAGUGCCUCUUUAUACGAUCAAAUUACCUUCUCUUGGGUUAAUCCCUUGAUGAGCAAAGGUUUUAGAAAAACUCUUGAUGAAUCUGACAUUUACGAAUUACCAAAAUUUAACAGGGCUAGAAAUAUAUUAAAAAAAUUUCAUUCAUCACGAAAAAGUUCUUUUGUUCUUUCCUUGUUUAGUACUUUCAAGAAGGAGCUCUGUAUUCAAUCUGCAUACUCUCUCGUCUGGAUAACUAUAAGUAGCUUUGGUCCACCUUAUUUCCUAAAAGAAAUAUUAAUUUAUGUAGAAAAUUAUCCGAUUAAACAGGAAGAUUCUUGGUCAACUGCUUACUACUAUGUGUUUGGUUUAUUAUUGUCUACGAUAGUGCCAAGUUUAUGUUUUCAACAAUCUUUAUAUAUUGGUCGUCAAAUAUGUAUAAAGAUUCAGGAUACCAGCGGUGCUACAAAUGACGAAAAUUCAAAAAAUAAAACUGGAAAUAUUACAAAUCUCAUGGCUGUCGAUGCUCAAAAAGUCUCUGAAAUUUCUUCCUAUUUUUUUUACCUAGCAAUGUUACUUACCUAUCCUGUUCCUACAUAUAUAAAUCAACGUUUUGAAAAAUUUCAAAAACGUCUUAUGGCUGCAACAGACAAAAGAUUGGGCGUCAUAAAUGAGUCUCAGUUUCGUGGUAAAGUAAUGGAGGCUCGUGAACUGGAACUUAUAGAAAUUCGUAAUCGAUUGGUGCAAUGGAUCUAUCUGGGUUGUCUUUGGACUGCACUACCAUUGUUGAUUAUGUUAUCUGUGUUUUUAACCUAUACCAAAAUACUUGGAUAUGAUUUAUCUGCUCCAGUCGCCUUUACUGCACUUGCUCUCUUUAACAAGCUUCGUCAUGCUUUAGAUGAAAUACCAUCAACUAUAAUAGCCUUCAUUCAGGCUCGUGUCUCUAUAUCUCGUGUUGAGAAAUUUUUGGCUGAGCCGGAAAUUAGUAAUAAUAACAAUAAAUUAAAUCAACAAUCAUUAUUUGAUGAAAAUAGUCGAUGUUUAAUUGGUUUCAAGGAUGCCACAUUUAGAUGGCCUGAUGGCGGUGACUCAGAUACUACUACACUUAACAACCUGCCACCAUCGUUAGAUUCACCAUCAAUUAAUGACCAAUCAAAUAAAUUCCAUUUACGAGAUUUAAAUGUUAGUUUUCCUGUUAAUGAACUAUCUAUAAUUUGUGGUCCAACAGGCUGUGGAAAAACUAGCUUACUGAUGGCUUUAUUAUGUGAAAUGGAAUGUUUAAGUGGUUAUGUUUUCUUACCUAGAAAAUCUAAUAGUCAAUUAUCAAAAAAUAUUGUUGGUGGUGCUCCCAGCGGGGUUGCAUAUGUUGCUCAAACAGCUUGGCUUCAAAAUGCAACCAUACGUGAUAACAUCCUUUUUGGUCUCCCGUAUGAAGAAGUUCGUUAUAACAAUGUCAUUUCUAUGUGUGCUUUAAUUAAAGAUUUAGAAGUUUUUGAAUCUGGUGAUACUACUGAAAUUGGUGAAAAAGGUAUUACACUUUCUGGUGGCCAAAAACAACGUAUUGCGUUAGCAAGAGCUUUAUAUUCUCAAGCUGAAAUAGUUAUCAUGGAUGAUUGUUUAUCUGCUGUUGAUUCACAUACCGCAAAAUAUUUGUACGAGAAUUGCAUUAUGGGUGAUUUAAUGAAAAAUAGAACAAGAAUUUUAGUCACGCAUCAUGUUGGACUUUGUAUCCGUAAUGCUGCAUUUGUUGUAGUAAUGAAAGACGGUCAAAUCACCGAUCAAGGACCUGCCAAUCAAAUUUUAUCUAAAGAGAAAAGAGAACAGGGUGCUGUUAAAUGGAUUGUUUACAAAACUUAUUUAUCAGCCACUGGUGGUUAUUUAUUUUGGGUAUUUUUAUUGUCCAUGUUUAUACUGGUUCAAGCUUUACAAGUUGGUCAAGCAUAUUCUGAAACUAGCCUUGUGAUUUCAAAUUUCACUUCACAAUUUUCAACUAUAUUUGAUUAUCUGAUAGCAUUAUUCCAAGAAUCUAAUUAUUAUUCAACAAACAUUUUCACGCCAUUAGAAUACUUUUCAAGUUCAUUUUCAUUAACCUCUACUAUCACAACCACAACCAGUAUCAUACAUGCAUCAAAAGAAUUUAAUUCUGAAACUACAACAAAAGAAAAAGUUGACGUAAAUUUUUACAUUGGUGUUUACGUGUUAAUUGGAUUAUUUACAUCAAUAUUAGCAUCCUUCAGAUCCUAUUAUAUGUUUAUGGGUUCGUUGUCAGCCUCCAAAAAGUUUCAUGCUGCAUUAGUGGAUCAGAUUUUAAAAGCGAAGAUAAGAUUUUUUGAUACAACACCAAUAGGUCGUAUAAUGAAUCGAUUUUCUAAAGAUAUGGAGACAAUUGAUCAAGACCUAUCACCUAUAUUGAUGUUCCUUAUUCAUUCUUGUUUUGCAACUGCCGCUGUCAUAUUUGCUAUAUCUCUUGUAAUGCCACAAUUUUUAUUUGCUGGUAUUCUCAUAGCAAUCAUAUUUAUCAUUAUCAGCGCGUAUUAUAUUGCUACUUCAAGAGAUUUAAAACGUAUAGAGUCUGUUACUCGUUCACCAAUAUAUGCAGCAUUUGGUGAGACAAUAAAUGGUGUUACAACUAUAAGAGCAUUCGGAGCACAGUAUAGAUUAAUGAACAAAACAUUUACACUUGUGGAUAAUAAUAAUACUCCAUAUUUAUAUAAUUGGGCUUGUAUCAGAUGGCUUCAUACACGUGUUGAUCUUGCAGGAAGUCUUGUAUGCUUUUCAACUGGACUUAUUAUUUUGUAUAGAUUACCGAAGGGCAUGAGUCCAGGAUUAGCAGGAUUUGCACUUCUUUAUGCAUUAAAUUUUACUGAAAUUGAAAGAGUUCAAGAAUAUUUGAAAUUAGAAGAAGAAGCACCUAGAAUUAUUGAAAUUAAUCGUCCACCAGUAGGAUGGCCAAUGCGUGGUGAAAUCCAUGUAAAUAAUCUUGUCAUGCAAUAUUCACCGGAUAGCCCACUUGUUUUGAAAGGUAUAUCAUUUCAUGUAAAACCAACCGAAAAAAUUGGAAUUGUUGGUAGAACAGGUUCAGGAAAAUCAACAUUAGCUAUUUCAUUUUUUAGAUUUAUGGAAUUUGUUUCUGGUCAAAUUAUAAUUGAUGGAGUUGAUAUUUCAACAAUGGGUCUUUUUGAUUUACGAAAAAAUUUAACAAUAAUACCACAAGAUCCUGUAUUAUUUAGUGAACACGACGAUUUAUCAUUAAUGAACGCGCUUCGACGUGCACAUUUUAUUGAUAGCGAAUCCACAAUAACAUCAUUGCCGACAACAUCGUCACCAAAUAAUAAUAAUAUAGAAAUUAUUGAAGAUGAUGGGGAUAAUAGUAAAGAUACUGAUGCGUUGUUAAUAGAUAAUAAUACUCAAGUUCAAAGUCCAACAACUCAAAGCUCAAAUCAAGUUACUUGGAGUUUAGAUUCACUUGUAAGUGAAAAUGGUGGUAAUUUUUCACAAGGUCAACGACAAUUGAUUGCACUCGCAAGAGCUUUAGUUCGUAGCUCAAAACUAAUAAUUAUGGAUGAAGCAACCGCUAGUGUUGAUUUCAAGACAGAUCAUAUGAUUCAAGAAACUAUACGACAAGAAUUUAAAGAGUCUACGUUGUUAUGUAUUGCACAUAGAAUAAGAACUGUCGCAGAUUAUGAUAGAAUCUUGGUUUUAGAUGAAGGAAGAUUAGUAGAAUUUGAUCAUCCAUAUACUUUAAUGCAAUCUAAUGAUUCAUUAUUUAGAACGAUGUGUGAAAGAAGUGGUGAAUUUGCAGAGUUAUUAGAUAUAGCCAAGGCAAAAUAUGAAAAGGAUUUAAUAUAA